Messenger RNA from Penicillium diatomitis, 1728 nucleotides. Its product is annotated as CAF1 family ribonuclease. Gene Ontology annotation, cellular component: cytoplasm. The record is from RefSeq and is a predicted model, not a curated record. NCBI's taxonomy places the organism in Eukaryota, Fungi, Ascomycota, Eurotiomycetes, Eurotiales, Aspergillaceae. Gene Ontology annotation, molecular function: poly(A)-specific ribonuclease activity; RNA binding. The transcript is spliced from 5 exons. Gene Ontology annotation, biological process: nuclear-transcribed mRNA poly(A) tail shortening. Bases 1 to 1728 code for a protein of 575 amino acids.
AUGGACGUCACGGCGUCCAAUUUCAACCAGUACCUGCCAUGGAUUCUCUAUGAGCUAGCGACCUGUUCAUUCGUUACUAUGGACCUUGAGAUGUCCGGCAUCGCCAUUUCCUCGAAGCACCUGGGUAGUCGACCUCUCCAGAAGCACUACGAGGAAAACAAAGCCGCUGCGGAGAAGUACCAGAUCCUUCAAAUCGGCAUGACUAUCUGCCACGAAGACAAGGUGAACGGAGGCUACAAGAUGAAACCCUACAACAUCUGGCUCAAUCCUUGUCUGGACCGUAACCUCAAUGUCAAUCGCGACUUCACCUUCAUGGGAUGGUCCAUGGAUUUUCUAACCGGCCACGGGUUCGACGCUGGUAAUGUCUUCACCAAAGGCAUUCGCUACCUCUCUCGAGAUGAAGAGGACACAGUCCGCGAGGAAGCCAUCCGCCGUUGGAGUCCGCAAGGUUCAUUCAAGAAUCUUGACGGUAGACUGCGGGAUGAAGCAAACGUGCGAUUCCUUCAGGCCGUUCGUCUCGAGAUCAAAGCGUGGACCGAUUCGGGCAAGUCACGGACCCCGUUCCUGAACAUCCCCUCUUCCGAGAACGGCGUGCCCUCUAAGUUUGGUUUGCCUCGCGAGUUGGAUAGCUCCCAGAAAUGGCUCGUUCACAACUUGGUGAAGGCCGAGUAUCCCAGCAUGAAGACCCGGGGUAUGCCCACCUACGUCCAGAUUGAACAGCGAAGCGGUGGCGCCAUGGACUUUGACGAGCGGAUGAAGGAAAGCAACUUGCGCAUUCGCAAGCACGUGGGCUUCCGCUGGAUUGUAGAGGCGUUGGCUGGAGGCGAUCUCUCGACCCUGGACGCAUCCACCUUCCUACCGCUUAUGCAAGAGGAACAAGACCCGUCGAUCACCGUUGACGUGCUUGCAGACCGGGUGAAGAACCGUCUUCAGGAGAACCGCCCAAUUCUUGUCGGCCAUAACAACUUCACCGAUCUAAUCUAUCUGUAUCAGACCUUCCUUGGGGCUCUUCCCAACAAGAUCGAGGACUUCAUCACCUUGAUCCAUCAUACGUUCCCCAUUCUGAUGGACACGAAGUACCUUGCUACGUUGGAUUUCGACUCUGCGAACCCGUCAUCUUCGCUUGAGGAGUUGAACAAGAGCUUGGCCAAGAUUCGCACGCCCAAGAUCAACGUGGAGGGCCCCUACUCCAAGUACAUGUACACGAAGACCGUCCAUGAAGCGGGCUACGACAGCAUGUUGACCGCCAUCGCGUUCCUCAAAUUGGCGACUCACCUUGAGAAUGGAAAGCUACCCAAAGGGAUGAGAGGCCGACUUGAGGAGAUUGCUUACGAUGUGGUUGCACCGAUCGAUAUUGUUGUACCCGACCUGUUCCCAGAGAAACGUUCGCGUCAUAAAGCUCCUUUCACCAACUUCUUUGAUACGUUGAUUGAGACACAGCCUCGGCCACAGCCAUCUAUCAAGCCCUUGGCUGAUACCGAUGAUGUGCAUGUCCAGCAAAAGAUCAAGAAGGGGCUGUUGAUUCCGCGGAUCAGUGACACUUUCUGGCGCUGUCAUGCGAACAAGCUGAGAGUCUUUGGGUCGAUUGAGAAGACCGUGUGCUGUGGGCCCCCUGGCCAGAACAAGCGCUUUAAGCGCAAGUACAAGGCCGCCACCAUGACUACCGAUACCGACAUAGUCAUGGAAGAUCGAGGAGCCGCUAGCAACGUGCUCCUGAUUGAAGAUUAA